Drosophila mojavensis is the source of this 822-nucleotide messenger RNA. RefSeq lists its product as uncharacterized. Lineage: Eukaryota; Metazoa; Arthropoda; Insecta; Diptera; Drosophilidae. Gene Ontology annotation, cellular component: membrane. Bases 57 to 758 code for a protein of 233 amino acids. Gene Ontology annotation, biological process: sodium ion transport. The transcript has 2 exons. The record is from RefSeq and is a predicted model, not a curated record. Gene Ontology annotation, molecular function: sodium channel activity.
CAUCAUUACAAAGUCGAUGGGUCGAUGGCGAAGCUAUUUAAAAGCCAACGUGUCACAUGCUGAAGCGUCAGUGCAAUAUGGCAGAGCACACCGAGGACAAGCAGCAACAGCAGGAGGAUCACAAGGAGAAACAGGAGCAGGAUGAGGCAAUUGAUUGGUGGAUGGAAGUGUGCAAGGAAUCGGCCAUACAUGGAAUGCCGUAUCUCGCCCGCAAGGAUCUCCACUUUCUCGAGCGCAUCUUCUGGCUGGCCAUGAUCAUAGCCUCAACUUACUAUGCAGUCAACAGCUGCAUCGCCCAAUGGCAACGAUACAAGGAUAAUCCCAUCAUCUACGAAUAUGAGUAUAUGUUUGCCUUGCGCUCGUUUCCCUACGCAGGCGCCACAGUCUGUACGCACUAUUAUCAGCUGCCCUCCAGUAUAACCCAUAAAUUGGUCGUUGACAUUUGGGAGAGCGACUCGUCUGAGAUCAGUGAAACCGGGAUUGACGACGAAAGUAUGCAAUAUUACGUCAAAUUUUUGCAUGUCUUGCAUCGCCUGCAAUACGACAACUUGGAGACAUUGAUACCCUAUGAAAAUGAUACGACUCUGCAGAAUUUGCCCUAUGUCCGGGUUUUGAGGAAACUGUUGAAGAACACCUUACCCAAGCAGCAGGAGGUGCCCGAACUUGUGUCCAGCCUAACCGAAAUGGGCCUCUGCUUAACAACGAGCCAGCUGGCGAGCUUUGGCUUUACCCUUCAGAAACAUGUAGAGCAAGUAUAAUAUAAAUUAAUAAGAAGGCAUCUUCUUCAUUUAUACUAUCCGUUGAUUAGACAAAACCUCACAG